AUGAGUGCACCAAAGAUUGGAUAUCUUUUAGUUCGAACACUAGCAAAGCCACUUGCUAAUGGCAUAAAAAAUUAUAGUAAAACUCAUCCAACUUUUAAAAAAUGGUGUAUAAACUUGGCACAGAAAACCUAUAAACUUGAAAUGAAUUUAAAUAUGUAUCUUUUGGGUCAAAAACAUCACAAGAUACGUUCAUUGAAUGAUGCCAAGUAA
This is a messenger RNA of Diversispora eburnea, 210 nucleotides long. The record is from the annotation of a GenBank genome assembly. Lineage: Eukaryota; Fungi; Glomeromycota; Glomeromycetes; Diversisporales; Diversisporaceae.